CGACUGCGCAUGCGUAGUAGCUGUAACUCUGUUGUGAUACGGUUUAACGAGGACGCUUGAGCUACAACAGGAGACAUAUAGAGGAAAAUAAGGAAAUAAGAGCAGGGACGUGGAUAUAUCCUGAUACGGUUGGCUAAUUUAUUUAGCUAGCUACUCGUAUGAAUAAGUGACUACUGUUUAACACGUACCAAAGAAUGGCUGAGCAGAGGAGCGGAUAUCGGCAGUUAGCUAACGAGGAGGAGACCGGAGCGCCUGAGGUGCCACAGCCAGGAACUGAUGCUCCGCCUCCAUACACCAGCAUUGCUGCUGACCCGGCCUUCUUUGAUUACAAAGAUGAAGGGACUUACCCCAAACCCCCUUCAUACAACGUCGCCACGUCUUUACCAUCAUACGAUGAAGCUGAAAGGACCAAGGCCGAGUCCAGCGUUCCUCUGAUGCCUACACGGGAUGAGGAUUUCGCAGGCAGAGACGACUUUGACGAUGUCGACCAGCUGCGAGUUGGGAAUGAUGGCAUAUUCAUGCUGACAUUUUUUAUGGCUUUCCUUUUCAACUGGAUCGGCUUCUUUCUGUCGUUUUGCCUGACCACUUCUGCAGCGGGGCGCUACGGCGCAGUCUCUGGGUUCGGCCUCUCCCUGGUGAAGUGGGUCCUGAUUGUCAGGUUCUCCACAUAUUUUCCGGGUUACUUUGAUGGGCAGUACUGGCUGUGGUGGGUGUUCCUGGUUGUAGGAUUCCUGCUAUUUAUCAGAGGUUUCGUUAAUUACUCCAGAGUGCGCAACAUGGCCGAUCAUUCCUUCCCAACCGUUUCUCGCACCAGAGUCCUUUUUAUCUACUGAAGAUUUUUGUCUCAGGACUAUCACGAAAUCUGCAAAUUGGCGAAAACUCAGCUUUGAAUCUUCAGAAAACCGUGCUAAGCAGAAGCCGCUGCAACAAAACAGCAAAUAAGUGGGAAAAAAAAAUAUUUAGGUACAUUUCUGUACAUUUACCAGGCUGUUGAUAGUCCUCUAAUCAAGUAUUUAUCUGUAACUAAUUUCCAGUGCAAUCAGCCGUGGCGACGUUAAUGCAUUGUUUUUUAAUAGUCCUUAAUCAGCACACUGACAUUUAUAAUGGACAGCCAUAUAGGCCAGCACAGCUUUAGACAAUUAAUGCCUUGCAAAAAAUAAACAAUGCACCAGUUCUAUAUCUUUAAUGAUGCCUGUUAAGCCCAUUUUGCACCUGAUGCAAUGCAGUACAGAGGACAAGCUGCACUUAAACUGCACUGCAUUUCAAUUUCUACAAAUCAUAUACAGAGCAUCGUCUUCUGUGCUUAAUCUCACCAGAUAAAUAUAGCAUGCAAAUAUCUGCUCAAUAUCAGACCUGUAUAAACAAUUUAUAUCCUUUCUAAAGUUUGAGAAUUUCUCUCUCAGUGUUUGCUUUCAUAUAGUUUUGGUGUUUGAUGAUUGUGCUGCAACAGGAUUAAAAAGCCCAUGUGGUGGAAGAUUAUGGGCCUAGACAGACCAAGACAGCAGGAAUAUUUGCAUUUUUGUAGUCUUUCUAUCUAGACAAACUUCAGGUUGUACAAAUUAGUUUUGAUUGAUGAGUGUUUUAGCAGCCCAGUUGCUGCUUCUGGUGUAAAAUGGGCUUUAGUGUUCUCGUUUAUAGAGUGCUGGGGAAAAGAUUUAGUUUUACUUUGUAAGUAUUGUAACCCAUGUUUUUGUGAGCUAUAAAGUGUAGAUGUAUUAGGGACAGUGUAAUAGCAGAUCGUAUUUUACUCUUGCACUUUGGACAUGUUAUGAAGGUAAAACAUCAGUGAGUUUCAAAUUCAGAAAUAAGUGCAAACUCAAGUGCAAAAUCAUGGUUAACGUGUCUCAGAAUGACUUCUCUAACAAUGUUAAAAAGCUCUCGCUAUUGUGAUUAGGACCAAAUAUUAAAAAAAAGUAGCUUUUCAGUCUGAUGCACAGUGAUUUGUCAUGCAGAGACACCUACGAUUUUUCCUGUAUUUCUUCUGUGAUCUGUAUCAUGAACAAUGGUCAUUUGUAAUGACAAAGGUUUCAGUAAAUAAACCCACUGUCUCAUUGAUUUUCUUAAGUUUCUGUGACAUGCAUGUUGAUGAAAUAGUUCUGCACAGUGUGGUAUAAUGUGGUUUAUAUGUUUACACUUGUGCAAAAUAACUUUUAAUAAACAUUGCUUCUAUAGCGACA
This is a messenger RNA of Tachysurus vachellii, 2177 nucleotides long. It is a transcript of the gene ndfip1, whose product is annotated as Nedd4 family interacting protein 1. NCBI's taxonomy places the organism in Eukaryota, Metazoa, Chordata, Actinopteri, Siluriformes, Bagridae. The transcript has 8 exons. The record is from RefSeq and is a predicted model, not a curated record. Gene Ontology annotation, cellular component: endoplasmic reticulum; Golgi apparatus; perinuclear region of cytoplasm. Gene Ontology annotation, molecular function: WW domain binding. Gene Ontology annotation, biological process: ubiquitin-dependent protein catabolic process; metal ion transport; positive regulation of protein ubiquitination. The coding region runs from base 195 to 833 and encodes 212 amino acids.